Messenger RNA from Clunio marinus, 441 nucleotides. NCBI's taxonomy places the organism in Eukaryota, Metazoa, Arthropoda, Insecta, Diptera, Chironomidae. The record is from the annotation of a GenBank genome assembly.
AUGAACAUCAACAACAAUAUUUUUCAAGCCUCAUCAAAUCAUCUGAAAGAAAUCGAACCUGAAACAAUAAGUUUUGAGUCUGUUAGUAGUUUCAUCAAAAGCAAAUUGCUUGAAUGUCGAUCUAAUGAAAUCAGUUUGUUGUUCAGGAUUUUAAAGCAGAGGAAAAGUUCUCAAAUGUUGCAACAUAUGGUGAUGCGUUGGCUGACGCUCACGGCUGUUCCGCAGCAAAAACCAAUAUUUCAAGAACACACAUACGAAGUCAAUGAGAAAGAGUUUCGCGAUGUUGAAAACAGACUAAAAUUCCUCCGCAAUGUGGCUUGUAUGAUGUCUAAAAAUAAAACAGUCGAGCAAAUCGCAAAAUGUAAUGAAAGAGCAACAGAAGAAGAGGAAUUGAUGGAAGAAGAAAGAAAAAAAAAGAAACUUUUAAUGAAUAAAUGUUGA